CGCCAUCCAACGGCAGGAUAGAGGCGGGACGUCACUGCUCCAGGGCUUCAGGGUUCAGGCGAGGUGCGACCCGGGACGACGUCCGCCUCUCCCCUUCGUCCCCGCCGCCGGCCAGAUCUCGUGCCGCCCUUUCUCCGGUGACCCGCUCGGCGAGGUAUUCCCAUCCUCCCCUUCCUUUGUUCCCCCGUUCGCCAGUCCGGACCCCCGCAGGCUUCAGCCUUCUCCGGCAGGCGGCGCGUUGUUGUGGAUUUGUUUACUGCCCGGACGCCUGGUGGAGUACUUACCAGUACUGAAAAGAUUUUGGGGCUCAAUUGAACCCUCGUGUGCAUUUUCUGUGCAGACGACCGGUCACAGGAUGCAGUCUUUGGCGCGGACAGUCUGUCGAGCCGGAACCCGUGGCAAUCCUCUGAAGCUCAUGGAUUGCGCAGCUCCUAGGGUUGAACAGUCCUUCGCGGAACCCCUGAGGUCUUGCAGCUGGAUUCGUCAAAUUGUGAGUCCGAUCAUUCCACGCGACGGUGUUCAGGCAUAUGGUUUCUGCACGAGGGCUUUGGCGGCGAGGGGGUUCUCGACAGUGGGGACUGCCGAGGUUUCUGUUGAGGAUGAAGAUUCCAGCUCUCCCAUGGUUGAGCACCCGCCGCGCAUUAAGUUCAAGAGGCCUGACAAGACGGCUAGGCACAUUAUGAAUAUCUUGAACAAAGAGGCAGUCGACAAAGUUCGCACAGAGAGGACCAUUCCUGAUGUACAGCCUGGAUGUAUUGUUCAAAUGAGAGUGCAAGUUCCUGAGAACAAGCGACGUGAGUCUACAUUGAAAGGCAUCGUCAUAGCAAGGCGCAAUGCUGGGAUCGCUACGACUUUCAGAUUGCGUAGAUUAGUAGCUGGCGUUGGUGUUGAGUCUGUCUUUCCACUGUACUCGCCAAACAUCAAAGAAAUCAAGAUCUUAGACAGGAAGAAAGUCAGGAGAGCAAAGCUGUAUUACCUGAGGGACAGAAUGAAUGCACUGAAGAAAUGAGACAGCAUCUGCUUGGUUCUUGCCAUUUUGUUUCUGAUGUGGAUCUGUGUGGCUUCAGUUGUCACAGUGGUUGCAGGUCUAGAAGCUUCAUGUUUACUUCCAGCUCCUAAAACUAAUGUUUCAGGUCACCAUGCUUGGUUUUUGGGUCAAGCGCCAGCAGAAAUACCCUUCUGUGAUUUGAAAUUAACAAUGUGGAUCUGCCCUCUUUUAUAUUUUGUAGCAACUAGUGUAACGAGAAAGAAAUAAAAAUGCUCAGACCUCUA
Aegilops tauschii subsp. strangulata is the source of this 1272-nucleotide messenger RNA. The record is from RefSeq and is a predicted model, not a curated record. NCBI's taxonomy places the organism in Eukaryota, Viridiplantae, Streptophyta, Magnoliopsida, Poales, Poaceae.